Molecule: messenger RNA, 3531 nt
Organism: Phacochoerus africanus (Common warthog)
Lineage: Eukaryota; Metazoa; Chordata; Mammalia; Artiodactyla; Suidae
Gene: PLEKHA1
Product: pleckstrin homology domain containing A1
Exons: 13
Coding region: 188-1363 (391 amino acids)
Cellular component (GO): membrane; cytoplasm
Molecular function (GO): PDZ domain binding
Source: RefSeq, a predicted model, not a curated record
CCUGUGGGACCCCGGGCCGCGGCGGCGCGGGUGCUGCAGGUCCAGGGCCGCUGGGAAGUUCUGCGUGAGGACCUCCGCGGCGCCGGGGCGGGGUGAGCCGGGCCGGGCUCCGAGAGCGCGGCGCCCGCUGAAGCGAGCUGGGAGGCUCGAGGGGCUGGCGGGCACUGUGUAAUGUUCAAGCUCAGAAAUGCCUUAUGUGGAUCGUCAGAAUCGCAUUUGUGGUUUUCUAGACAUUGAAGAAAAUGAAAACAGUGGGAAAUUUCUUCGGAGGUAUUUCAUACUGGAUACCAGAGAAGAUAGCUUUGUAUGGUACAUGGAUAAUCCACAGAACCUGCCUUCUGGAUCAUCACGCGUUGGAGCCAUUAAACUUACCUACAUUUCAAAGGUUAGCGAUGCAACUAAGCUAAGGCCAAAGGCUGAGUUCUGUUUUGUUAUGAAUGCAGGGAUGAGGAAGUACUUCCUACAAGCCAAUGAUCAGCAGGACCUAGUAGAAUGGGUCAAUGUGUUGAACAAAGCUAUAAAAAUUACAGUACCAAAGCAGUCAGACUCACAGCCUCAUUCUGACAACCCAAGUCGCCAGGGCGAAUGUGGGAAGAAGCAGGUGUCUUACAGAACUGACAUUGUUGGUGGUGUGCCCAUCAUCACCCCAACUCAGAAAGAAGACGUAAAUGAAUGUGGUGAAAGUAUUGACAAAAAUAAUCUGAAACGGUCCCAAAGCCAUCUUCCUUACUUUCCUCCGAAACCGCCCCCGGAUAGUGCAGUUAUCAAAGCUGGAUAUUGUGUAAAACAAGGAGCAGUGAUGAAAAACUGGAAGAGAAGAUAUUUUCAAUUGGAUGAAAACACAAUAGGCUACUUCAAAUCUGAACUGGAAAAGGAACCUCUCCGCGUAAUACCGCUUAAAGAGGUUCAUAAAGUUCAAGAAUGUAAGCAAAGUGACAUAAUGAUGAGGGACAACCUCUUUGAAAUUGUAACAUCGUCUCGAACUUUCUAUGUGCAGGCCGAUAGCCCGGAAGAGAUGCACAGCUGGAUUAAAGCCGUCUCUGGCGCCAUCGUGGCACAGCGGGGGCCCGGCAGAUCCGCUUCCUCUAUGCGGCAGGCCAGAAGGCUGUCGAACCCUUGUAUACAGAGGUAUACGCCAAGAGCUGGGGAAUGCAGCACGAGCCUUCCGGCUGUCCUUCCGAACCCAAACGCGCUGGCCGCCCGGCCUGCGCAGCCGCCUCACAUUCCCCAGCCGCUCGCAGCAACUCUUUGGUCUCAAGCUUUACCGUGGAGAAGCGAGGAUUUUACGAAUCUCUUGCCAAGGUCAAGCCAGGGAACUUCAAGGUCCAGACUGUCUCUCCAAGAGAACCAGCUCCCAAAGUGACUGAACAAGCUCUGCUAAAACCUCAGCGUAAAAAUGGCCCUCAGGAACCAGACUGUGACCCCGUGGACUUGGAUGACGCUAGCCUUCCAGUCAGUGACGUGUGAGAGGGAGGCACCCGAAGCCUGACCCCCCGUUUAGCCCUCAGUGUCCUUGCACGAGGCUUCUAGCCAAAGAUGACAAAGGGGAGAGGGUUUCCAUGCAUAUAGCCUCGUAGACGCACUCUUUCUAAGCUGGUAAACCAAGAAUCUAGGACGUAGCCAAACGAAAUGUAACUUCUUGAAAGAGAGAAAGAAACCUUAAGUGUCUCAGCAUCAGCUGUCUGCAGCUUUGUUCUCACUGGGGUGGUAAAAACGUGUGUGCAACCUCUUUUCCUAGUGAAUUUGACAACUUAAAUGUUCCACAGUUUAAACCAUUAACAAGGCUUAUUAAUUAUUUUGGUUGUUUUAAAAAUGCUACUGUGAUUUCCUAUUAAAUGUUCAAUCUUUACACAUUCGUGCUGGUUAAUAUUAUUGAAUGAAAUAUUGCCAGGCAAAUACACCUAAAACUCAUGACGCGUCUGGGUGCUGUAAAAUUUAUACUGCGGUGUGGACAGUUUUGAAAUGGUCACCAUUUUUGAUGCUGUGGAUCACAGGUGAGUGGUAGGUUUUGCAUAGGGGAUGUUAUUGGACUGUUAGGGUUGUGGGUUGUGCUGGGGUGGAGAAAGGGGGGAAAUGAGAAAUCAAACAGUCGUAUCUCAGACGUUGGUUUGUAAAAGCUUAAUCAAGACCUGGCAGACGUCAUUGCUUUAUUCAGUGAAAAUUAUUUGGUAUGAAAUUUCUGGAAGGUCUGAUUUGCUUGUCAAAGUUUUGUAAAUAGGUCUCCAUUUCUGUAUGUGGAUCAGCGAACGACCUCAAGUUUAUAUGUAAAGACAUGCAGCCCUUAGUCAUGUGAUCAUAGCCUUUGCUUUUUGUCACUAAUACCCUAUAUUCAAGUGCCUGUGUUUUUCCAUCUUGUCGAGGAAUGUUUUGAGAUGAAUGUGCUCAGAAGGCCUACAUGUGAUUGGUUUUAAACAGUUGGGAGAAAAUUAAUUUUCAGUAGCAUAGUUUAACAUAUUAAAUAAGAAACCAUUUUGUUUUAGACCAGAAUGUUGUUACUCUCCUGUCUGUGCAAUAUAUCUGUUUUAGAACACAGAUCUGAGUAGACAUUUAAUCAUGGGCUGUCACAGAUGUGAGCGCCUCUCGAAAAAAAUCAUUAGUUUUGGGUGUUGAGUAACAGACCAGUUUGACCAAGUACUGUUUUUAACGGUUCAGUCUUAAACAUUUGCUUUAAGAAAAUAGUCUUGAAUUUCACAUGCUGCUAUUUGUAUGCUGUUUUGCCAUAUUACAAGUACUGUCUUGUUUUGAAUUCGUGCAUGUCACCAUUUCUGCUCUUCAUUUUCUAAGUGACUUCUUUGGAAAAGAGAUUUCUUACUAGGGUGGUGGGGUCCAGAGGUUACUAUCUCUUACACCAGAAUUAUAACAUCAGUUUAAAAAUCCGGGUGCAUAAGGAAUGCACCACUCAACAUUUUCGUUCAUAAGCUAAUAUUUUAAAAACUUAUACGUAGAUCGUUUCUUUUUUGCAGCUGCAUUUGAAAAUAGAAUGGUAGAAUGAAAGGUUUGAAGUAGUUACCACACUUUCAGCAAACUCUUAGCUUCUUUUUCAUGAACACACCGUGGACAGUUGGCAGUAUUUGGGAACCUAAUGCUGUUUUUGUUGGUACAGCUUCCAUGUUGCAUGUUUGUUUUAAUAUUUUGGUAUUGGUAUUUGAUAUAUUUCAUAGUGGCAAAAUAUUAGCUCUAUUUUGGAACUUUUUAUAGAACUACCCUUGUAUUUAGUAGCGUAGGAAAAUGUUCUUGCGAUUGUCAGGGUCUCCUAAUAUUUAUCUCAAUACUUUUAUAAUUCUAUGAAAAUUAUUUAAUUAUUUUAAAACUUAUACUUUUCUUGUAAAUAUGUCGCAUCUGGAUUGUCAGAAGUUACUUUGAAGACCUUAAUAUUUGCUGCAUUUUUCCUCCUGUAUAUAUAACAUGUCUCCUUUCAGAAUGGGAAUAUGUGUGUGUACUUCCCAGUGUUUACGUCUGAUAUCUUUAUAUGUCCAACUGUUAAAAACUGUAAUAAUGACUUGAGAAUAAACUGCUCAGAAUUAAUUGUAA